Molecule: messenger RNA, 357 nt
Organism: Exophiala xenobiotica
Lineage: Eukaryota; Fungi; Ascomycota; Eurotiomycetes; Chaetothyriales; Herpotrichiellaceae
Exons: 2
Coding region: 1-357 (118 amino acids)
Source: RefSeq, a predicted model, not a curated record
AUGCUUACGCCGGCCACCUGCGCGCAGUUGGCCAAGUCGGAAAGAGCUCUGAGGCUGGUUGGAAGGCUGAAAUAUGUGGCUUAUGCAGGUGGGCCACUUCCAGACGACGUCGGAAAUACCCUAACAAGACACACCCGACUCGUUGCCCGCUAUGGUCACACGGAGAUUAUGUCGCCGUUGGCAUAUGCGACAGAAUGGGAAGACUGGCAAUAUUACCACUUCAGCUCUGAGUAUGCGAACUUUCGAUGGGACGACAUGGGCGACGGUAAAUAUGAGGCCGUCAUGCUCCGCAAUGCGAAGCUUCUGUCGAGAUAUUAUCAACCGGUCUUCUGGAUCUUUCCUGGCUUAGAGGGAUGA